AGCUGUCACACGUGCCUUUUCACGCGUACGCUUUCGUUGUGUGUUCACCCUUCCCCACAAGCAUCCACAUCCACAUCUGCGUUGCACGUGUCUGCAGCGCAUCAUACUUGUACUGUCACUGCUCGCACGACCGCGCCGGUAAUAAUCUAGAAGUAACCCAACCGCUUUCUUUCUCUUUCUUACAGUGGCCCUUUCUUCUCUCCUUUCUCGUUCUGCUGCCAUCUCUCCUGCUCAUUUUUAUUGAUAUCAUAAAGAAAUAAUUAAUAGCUGUGUUGCUUUGAGAGAUCAACUCUGAUUGCGCGGUACUCCAGGCUAGCAACUGUGCCAUAUAGAUUUUGGACGUUCAACCUCCAGAAAAGGAGAGGGGAGAAAAGAAGGGCAGUCCUCUGCAAAGCUGCGCGGGGAAUAACAAGACAGGCGCUAGAGGAAUCAAAAGCAGCAACCACGACAGCCUCGCACCUCGGGAAGCUGGGCAUCUUUCGCCCUCGUUGGGGUAUUCCGGAGCGAUGUCCACCGAAAUCGAGUCGCACAUUCUCAAGAAGUAUGAAAUACAGACGCAGCUGGGCCAAGGCGCGUACGGAAUCGUGUGGCGCGCCGUCGAGCGCAAGCACAACCGCAUCGUCGCGUUAAAGAAGAUUUACGACGCCUUCCAGAAUUCCACCGAUGCGCAGCGCACCUUUCGAGAAAUUAUGUUCCUGCACCGCCUACACCACCCAAACAUCAUCAAGCUGUUGCACGUCCACCGCGCCUAUAAUGACCGUGACAUCUACCUCGUGUUUGAGUACAUGGAGACGGAUCUGCACGUCGUGAUCCGCGCCAACAUUCUGGAGGACAUCCACAAGCAGUUCAUAAUUUAUCAGCUACUGAAGACGAUGAAGUACCUGCACUCGGCUGAGAUUCUACACCGCGACAUGAAGCCGAGCAACUUGCUGGUGAACAGUGACUGCACUAUGAAGGUGGCAGACUUCGGCCUGGCCCGUUCCAUCCUCUCUCUCGAGAGCGAGCAGGCGUCGCGUCCGGUGCUGACGGACUACAUCGCAACGCGGUGGUACCGACCACCAGAGGUUCUGCUCGGCUCCACGCGAUACACGAAGGGGGUGGACAUGUGGUCCGUCGGGUGCAUACUGGGGGAGCUGAUGCUUGGCAAGCCCAUUUUUCCAGGCCGGUCCACCACGAAUCAGCUGGAAAUUAUCAUCAGCGUCACCGGCCGUCCCUCCGCGGCGGACAUCGCAGCGACCAACUCGCAGUUUGCCCAGGCGAUGCUGCGCGACAUCUCCAGCUCGCACCCGCGGACGUUUGCAGAGUUGCUGCCGAACGCGUCCGCCGACGCUCUUGACCUCAUCCAGCGUUUAAUGUGCUUCAACCCGAACCGGCGCAUCACCGCGGCCGAGGCGCUGGAGCACCCGUACGUGGCCGCCUUCCACCGACCAGACGAGGAGCCGGUGGCGCCGGAGCCGAUUACCAUCUCGCUGCCGGACAACGAGCGGCUGCCGCUGGACCGCUACCGCGAUGCAAUUUACGAGCAAAUCGCCGCGCUGCGUCGCGCCGACAAACUGCGCGUGUCACGGCCGGUGGCAACGGGCACUACAGCCACGCAUGGCACGGGCCCCAGCAGUGGUGGUGCCACUCGCCCGACUGGUAGUUCUUUGGCUUCGCGCUCGACGGCGAACAGCAACGCUGCAGCCUCGCGACUAGCGGCGAAUCGCGUGAAGGCGACAUCGACGGGCGCAACAGCGGAGCCGACUGCGACAAAGGCUCACGUGCGCCAGGUGCCGCGCUCCGACGUUUCUGGGACGGGCAGUCGUCUCGGUACGCGGGAUGUGGCAGCGCGUAAGUAG
Leptomonas pyrrhocoris is the source of this 1838-nucleotide messenger RNA. RefSeq names its product putative protein kinase putativemitogen-activated protein kinase. The transcript has a single exon. The record is from RefSeq and is a predicted model, not a curated record. Lineage: Eukaryota; Euglenozoa; Kinetoplastea; Trypanosomatida; Trypanosomatidae. Gene Ontology annotation, biological process: protein phosphorylation; intracellular signal transduction. Gene Ontology annotation, cellular component: cytoplasm; nucleus. Gene Ontology annotation, molecular function: ATP binding; MAP kinase activity. The coding region runs from base 507 to 1838 and encodes 443 amino acids.